Messenger RNA from Exserohilum turcica Et28A, 1326 nucleotides. RefSeq lists its product as uncharacterized. The transcript is spliced from 4 exons. Gene Ontology annotation, biological process: peptidyl-lysine monomethylation. The record is from RefSeq and is a predicted model, not a curated record. Gene Ontology annotation, molecular function: protein binding; protein-lysine N-methyltransferase activity. Gene Ontology annotation, cellular component: nucleus. The coding region runs from base 1 to 1326 and encodes 441 amino acids. Lineage: Eukaryota; Fungi; Ascomycota; Dothideomycetes; Pleosporales; Pleosporaceae.
AUGGAAAACUGGCUGAAACAAUCUGGGGCGUCAGGCUUAAACGGCCCCGAGCUUGCCGACUUCUUGGAUACCGGCCGCGGUGUCAGAACGCGGAGGCGAUUCGAGGAAGGAGAAAAAAUUCUCACCAUUCCACAUCGCGUUCUCUGGACAGUCAAACACGCAUAUGCUGAUCCACUCCUUGGGCCAGCCCUUCGCUCUAUGCGGCCGCCCUUGUCUGUCGACGACACCUUGGCUACGUAUAUUCUCUUUGUCAGAUCGUGUGGGUCGGGAUACGAUGGACUGCGAAGCCAUGUGGCGGCGCUGCCUGCAAGCUAUGCUUCGAGCAUCUUCUUUACCGAGACUGAGCUGGAAGUUUGCGCGGGAACUUCGCUCUACACUACCACGAAGCAGCUAGAUCGCCAGAUCAAAGACGAUUAUAAGAGAUUAGUAGCGCGACUGUUUGGACGACAUCGAAAACUGUUUCCAGCCGACAAAUUCACCAUCAAAGAUUACAAGUGGGCUCUCUGCACCGUAUGGAGUCGUGCUAUGGAUUUUCAGCUACCCGAUGGAGAUUCAAUUCGACUUUUGGCCCCCUUUGCGGACAUGUUGAACCACUCGUCCGAGGUUAAGCAGUGUCACGCCUACGAUGCCCUGUCUAAAAAUCUCUCUAUUCUUGCCGGGAAAAACUACGAAUCAGGAGAUCAGGUUUUCAUUAAUUAUGGGCCUAUUCCAAACAAUCGCCUUUUGCGUCUCUAUGGGUUUAUCAUGCCCGACAAUCCCAAUGACAGCUAUGAUCUCGUUCUCAUGACGCAUCCCAUCGCGCCAUUUUUUGAGCAAAAGCACAAACUCUGGUUAUCGGCUGGGCUCGAUUCGACCUCUACCAUUUCUCUUACUCUCACUGAUCCGCUACCAAGAAGCAAAAUCAGCGAUUUAAACGAAGUGGAAAUCCUGCAGUUUCUAGUGGAAUCAAUUACUAGUCUUCUCGACGGUUUCGGAACUCAACUCGAAAAGCUGGAAGAGCAACUCGCAGAAGGGUUCUAUUCCCCGGGAGGGAACACAUGGUCGGCGGCGCACGUCAGCUUGGGUGAACAGCGGGUGUUGAGGUUGACGAGAAAGACAGCGGAGGAUUUGUUGGCGGCGGUAGAGAGCGGAAGUGGAAAUGGGAGUGGCCUGUUGUCGGCACCGGCCCAAUGCGCGAAUUGCGAAAAUGUUUCUGUGCAGUUGAUGCAGUGCGGAAGGUGCAACAAGGUCAUGUACUGCGGGCGGACGUGCCAGGUCGCCCAUUAUAAAGAGCACAAGGCGAUGUGUCGGGCUACAUCAGCUAAGAAUGGUUCUAACAGGAAUUAA